Molecule: messenger RNA, 899 nt
Organism: Hirundo rustica (Barn swallow)
Lineage: Eukaryota; Metazoa; Chordata; Aves; Passeriformes; Hirundinidae
Gene: MTFP1
Product: mitochondrial fission process 1
Exons: 5
Coding region: 1-768 (255 amino acids)
Biological process (GO): mitochondrial fission
Cellular component (GO): mitochondrion
Source: RefSeq, a predicted model, not a curated record
AUGGCCCCACAAGAAGAUGGAGCUGGGGUUGAGCCCCAGAGUUACUGGACUGAGGCAGGGGCCGAGUGGGGCCGGACAGGGCCGAGCGCUCGCAGCCCCCCAAACUCUGUGCCUUAUGCCGCGGGGUCACGUAGGCCGCCAGGCCCCGCCCCGCGCGUCACGUCUGGGCCCCGCCCCUCAGGGCCGCGGCGUGGCGGCGGGGGCGGGGCCAUACAAACGCGUCCUGGGUGGGCGUGGCACUGUGACGUGCGGGGGGCGGGGCAUGCUGCGGGAGCGGUGGCGCGCGCCAUGGGGCAGGAGGAGCCCGACCUGUACCGGGACACGUGGGUCCGAUACCUGGGUUAUGCCAACGAGGUGGGCGAGUCCUUCCGCCCACUGGUGCCAGUGCAGGUGGUGUGGGCCAGCUACGGCGUGGCCACCGCCUACGUGACCGCAGACGCCAUCGACAAGGGUCGGAAAGCCGCCACCGCCCACGCACAGGACCCCACACGCGUGGGGGUGGCCGUGGUGGACACCUUCGUGUGGCAGAGCCUGGCCUCGGUGGCCAUCCCCGGCUUCACCAUCAACCGGCUCUGUGCCGCCUCGCUGGCCCUGCUGGGCUCCCUCACCCGCUGGCCCCUGCCCGUGCGCCGCUGGACCACCACUGCCCUGGGGCUGGCUGCCAUCCCCUUCAUCAUCACCCCCAUCGACAGGACUGUGGAUUUCCUGAUGGAUUCCAGCCUCCGCAAGCUUUACAGGACACCAGGAGAGCCCCCAACAUCCCACUGAGCACCACCCUGUGCACUCCGAGGGAACUGAGGCAUGCUGCUGUGACCCACCUACUGUGACCCCUCACUCUGGUGACCCCCAGAGUGGCCACCCUGCUCCACACUGGUCCUAAUAAACCAUUUCAAACAUGA